Messenger RNA from Histoplasma capsulatum G186AR, 366 nucleotides. RefSeq lists its product as uncharacterized. Lineage: Eukaryota; Fungi; Ascomycota; Eurotiomycetes; Onygenales; Ajellomycetaceae. The transcript is spliced from 3 exons. The coding region runs from base 1 to 366 and encodes 121 amino acids. The record is from RefSeq and is a predicted model, not a curated record.
AUGGCCUCCCGGAACACCUUCGUCCUCCUUAACAGUCGUUGCAGUUUUCAGCAUUUAUACCAAUAUCAACAUAGGAUAGCUGCUGCAACAAAUCUCGUAGCCCGACAGUGUCCCUCGUGCUCAUCUAUCAACAGUCGACUACAGCGGAAUAUGGGGUCGAUAGCCGGGGCGAAAAAUGAGUAUAUGGUCAUCGUGCCCGAUAAGGAGGGAGCUAUGCUUGAAUUCCACCCCAAAGAGAGUCAAACGCCCCCAAUGAAAGGCAGUGUGUUGCUUGUGGUUGCUGAGUCUUCUGAGGCCGUACGUGAGCAAUUAUCAAAGGAUAUUUAUGCCACGUCAGGAGUGUGGGACAUUGAAAAGUACGUCUAA